Messenger RNA from Peniophora sp. CBMAI 1063, 984 nucleotides. NCBI's taxonomy places the organism in Eukaryota, Fungi, Basidiomycota, Agaricomycetes, Russulales, Peniophoraceae. The record is from the annotation of a GenBank genome assembly.
AUGGCCGAUCUCGACGAACCCCUCCCACCGACGCUUCAGAAUGUGCUGGACCAGAAGUCACUCAAGUGGAUCUUUUGCGGCGGCAAGGGUGGUGUCGGCAAGACUACAACCUCGUGCUCUCUUGCUAUACAACUCGCUGCCUGCCGCGAGUCCGUUCUUCUGAUCUCCACCGACCCGGCCCACAACCUCUCCGACGCUUUUGGCCAGAAGUUUUCUAAGGAUGCGACCAAGGUCAACGGCUUCGAUAACCUGUUCGCCAUGGAGAUCGACCCCACAAGCGCUAUCCAGGAGAUGGUAGAGCAGUCUGACCAGAACGGCAUGAUGGGCGGGAUGAUGCAAGACCUUGCAUUUGCCAUUCCUGGUGUUGACGAGGCGAUGAGCUUCGCCGAGAUCAUGAAACAUGUCAAGUCUAUGGAGUUCUCGGUCAUCGUCUUCGACACAGCACCAACAGGUCAUACUCUGCGCUUCUUGUCAUUCCCGACCGUAUUGGAGAAGGCACUCGGCAAGCUGUCCACCUUGUCUGGGCGCAUGGGGCCGAUGAUCCAGCAAAUGUCUGCGCUCAUGGGUGGCCAGGCAGAUCAGACGGAGGAUAUGUUCGCGAAGCUUGAGAGCAUGCGGGCCGUCAUCACGGAGGUCAAUUCACAGUUUAAGGACGCGGAGAAGACGACGUUCGUCUGUGUUUGCAUCGCGGAGUUCCUGUCUUUGUACGAGACAGAACGGUUGGUCCAGGAGCUUGCUUCGUACGAGAUUGACUCGCACAAUAUCGUCAUCAAUCAGCUUCUCUUCCCUAAAUCUGGAUCCAACUGCGAGCACUGUCAAGUACGUCACAAGAUGCAACAGAAGUAUCUUAAUGAGGCGCACGAACUCUAUGAAGAGUUCUUCCAUAUCGUAACGCUUCCACUAUUGACGGAGGAGGUCCGUGGGCCAGAGAAACUCAAGCAGUUCAGCAAGAUGCUCGUCGAACCGUACCAGCCUCCAGCUUAA